AUGGCUACCAUGCCCCACAACCUGCUCUUCCUACUCCUCUUGAUUCAACCUGAGUUUGGUCUCUCCACUCAUCAUCAAUGGGUUUCUAAGGACCUACCUUGUAAAAUAAAAGCAAAACAGAAUAGCUCCUCAAUUCUCCUUGAUUGUAGUAAACAAAAGCUGACAGCAGUCCCUCAGGAAAUAUAUACAAAUGUUACUGGCUUGAUAUUGUCUUUCAACUGGAUUGAAGAGAUUUCUAAAGAGGAUUUUCAGAACUUUAAGGACCUUACAUUUUUUAAAUUAAACUGGAAUUGGCAUGUUAAGCCAAAAGAAUCUAAUUUUGAUUUGUCUCCAAAGCCUUUACAAAUACUAGAUGCAACUUUUUCAAACUUAAGACACUUAAAGGAAUUACAUCUUAAUGGCAAUCAGCUAACCAGAGUGCCUGCAGGGAUUUCACCUAGCAUUACUUCACUAAGUCUAAAGUCCAAUAAGAUUAUUACUAUUAGCAAGAACACCUUCAAAGAACUCACAAAAUUGAAGGAACUCUAUAUGGACCAGAACUGUUACUAUGGUAAUGCCUGUGAAAACCUUUUCAACAUGGAAGAAGGGGCUUUUUCAGCCCUCACCAGUUUGACUGUGCUGUCACUUUCCUACAACAACUUGACCCGGGUGCCACCCAAACUGCCAGUGUCACUACAAGAACUUUAUUUGAGUCAUAACAAGAUAAAGAACAUCAGUCAAGAUGAUUUUAAGAAACUAGUUCAUCUAGAAGUUCUUGAUUUAAGUGGAAACUGUCCAAAAUGCUUCAAUACGCCUUUUCCUUGUGAACCCUGCACUGGAAACUCUGCCAUUCAAAUACAUCCUCUGGCUUUCCAGAAUCUUAAAAAAUUAAAGACUUUGGUUCUAUCCAGCACAUCACUCACUAGUGUACCCGCUAUUUGGUUUCAAAACAUGCCAGAGCUAGAGGUGCUGCACCUUGCAUCUAACUUCUUAAUGAGCGAAAUAGCUACUGGAGAAUUCUUACAGAAUUUAUCUUCUUUAGAGGAACUUGACCUAUCUUUCAACUACCAGAAACAAAUAUACUCACGAUAUCUAACCCUCUCACCAUACUUUUCUUCUCUAGUAUCUCUAAAACGAUUAUAUAUUAAAGGUUAUGUCUUCAAAGAAUUAGAUAAACUGCACUUGGAACCUUUGUUUGCUCUGAGAAAGCUAAAUGUCCUUGAUCUUGGGAUAAAUUUUAUUAAAAGAGUUGAUAUGUCUGUCUUCCAGGCUUUUAGGAACCUCACAGAAAUAUACUUGAAAGAAAACAAAAUAUUCCCACAAACAACGGAAAAGCGUGGUUUUUUUAAAUCAUUUAACAAAGAGGACUAUUUGAUCAAUUAUCAUCAGACCUUGGUGUGGAAACACAAGUUGAACCCUUCUGUCAUAUAUUCUGAUAAAAAAAAGCAAUCACAUUACUUCCUUAAACAGCUUUGUACCUCAUAUGGUACAGCCUUGGAUUUGAGUUUAAACAAUAUCUUCUUCAUUAACCCAAAUCAGUUUAAAGGCUUUGGGGAUAUAGCUUGUUUGAAUUUGUCUUCAAAUGCCCUUGGCCAAGCUUUCAAUGGCACUGAAUUAAUCUAUUUACCUAAACUCAGAUAUUUAGAUCUCUCAUUUAAUAAACUGGAUUUGACCAGUUACUCUGCAUUUAAAGAACUACCUAACCUAGAGGUAUUAGACCUUAGCUAUAACAAGCACUAUUUUCUAGUGACAGGUUUUUCACAUCAGCUACUAUUUACUGAAAACCUUCCUAAAUUAAAAAUUUUAAACUUAAGCUGGAAUGACAUUUCUGCACUAACAAAAUUUGAACUAAGGAGUUACUCCCUUCAAAAACUAGACUUCAAAGGAAACCAUCUUGAUAUUUUAUGGAAAAAUGGAGAAACGAAUCACAUGCAGUUGUUUAAGCAUCUAAAAAAGCUGACACAUCUUGACAUCUCAUACAACAGACUUCGAAAUAUCCCCACUAAGGCUUUCCAAAAUCUGCCUCAGAGCUUAACUAAAUUGUAUAUAAAUAACAACAAACUACAUACCCUCAGCUGGGAAAAUCUUAGAUACUUUAAAUCUCUGGAGUUGCUUGACUUAAGUCAGAACAAACUGAAGGCUGUUGAUAUCCAGUACAACUACACACAGUCCCUCCAGACUCUCCUGCUGAGGGAGAACAAGAUUUCCAGGAUUGUCGUUGGGUUGCCUGAGAGAGUCAGCAGCCUCCUCUACCUGGAUUUGAGUUACAACCAACUGCAAGUCUUAAAUCAGUCAACUUUCUUAUCAGGACUUAUACAUCAUUUGAAGAUUUUAAAAUUAAAAGGGAACCCGUUUGACUGCACCUGCAAAAACAGCAACUUCAUAAGGUGGAUUCAGAAAACCAAAACUCCGAUCUCACAAGUAGCAAGAAAUGUCAUUUGCAUGAACCCUGAGGACCAAAGACAGCAUAGCAUUCUCUUGAUUGACCUGCAUGCUUGCAUUCUGGAUAGUGUUGCAGCAAUAUUAUUUUAUAUUUCUUUCUUCACUAUUAUUAGCAUUAUGAUAAUAGCAGUUACUAAACAUUUAUUUUACUGGGAUGUCUGGUAUACUUAUCGUUCUUGUAUGGGAAAAAUAAAAGGAUACAAGAAUAUAGCCAGAGACAAAGCUCUCUAUGAUGCUUACAUAGCCUAUGAUACUCAGGAUGCGACAGUAACUGACUGGGUAAUAAAUGAGCUACGAUUUCGUCUAGAAGAAAACGGAGACAAGCACGUUCUGCUUUGUUUGGAGGAAAGGGACUGGGAGCCGGGAAAGGCUGUCAUUGAUAACCUUGCACAGAGCAUCCAUUACAGCAGAAAGACAAUAUUUGUUCUAACGGAAAGAUAUGUGAAAAACGGGAACUUUAAAACUGCUUUUUAUAUCGCUCUGCAGAGACUAAUGGAUGAGAAUACAGAUGUGAUUGUGUUUAUUCUACUGGAGCCGGUGCUACAGCAUUCCCAGUACCUGAGGCUGAGAAGGAGGAUCUGCAAGAGCUCUGUUCUUGACUGGCCUAAGAAUCCACACGCUGAAGGCCUUUUCUGGCAAAGACUAAAAAGUGCAGUGCUAACUGAUAACAGCAUUCGAGAUGAUGGGGUGUACAGUAUAUAG
This is a messenger RNA of Emys orbicularis (European pond turtle), 3123 nucleotides long. Its product is annotated as toll-like receptor 8. Gene Ontology annotation, biological process: positive regulation of interleukin-6 production; canonical NF-kappaB signal transduction; defense response to virus. Gene Ontology annotation, molecular function: protein binding; pattern recognition receptor activity. Bases 1 to 3123 code for a protein of 1040 amino acids. The record is from RefSeq and is a predicted model, not a curated record. The transcript has a single exon. Gene Ontology annotation, cellular component: plasma membrane. NCBI's taxonomy places the organism in Eukaryota, Metazoa, Chordata, Testudines, Emydidae.